Messenger RNA from Meloidogyne enterolobii, 355 nucleotides. Lineage: Eukaryota; Metazoa; Nematoda; Chromadorea; Rhabditida; Meloidogynidae. The record is from the annotation of a GenBank genome assembly.
UAUGUAUAAUGCUAAUUCUGCUCCUCCCCCACCUAUUGGUUUCAACCUCGGUGGGUCAAGUGCUGCUCCACCUUAUCCACAACAGUCUGCUUACAACCAACCAGCUGGGCAGUAUGCUCCUUAUCCACCAGCUUCUGGACAAUAUGGGGAUUCGGCACCAUAUCCUGGUGGUGGCGGAUUUGGGGCACAACAACCACAGCAACAAUAUUUUGGAAGCGGCUAUCCAAACCAGCCAUCAAAAAUGUCUGGACCAGCUCCUUAUGGUAGUGAUCCUUUUGGUAGGUUCUAAAGACGUGAUGUUUAAAUGGAUAUACCUAUUAUGUUUUACCAAAAUUUUAACCCUAAUACAACAUAU